Messenger RNA from Fusarium keratoplasticum, 753 nucleotides. RefSeq lists its product as uncharacterized. Lineage: Eukaryota; Fungi; Ascomycota; Sordariomycetes; Hypocreales; Nectriaceae. The record is from RefSeq and is a predicted model, not a curated record. The transcript is spliced from 3 exons. Bases 1 to 753 code for a protein of 250 amino acids.
AUGGCCGAGUCUACAGCAAAUAUCAGGGUUCAUCGAAAAGGCGAUGAAGAGGCUGUACUGCGCGCUCACAAGAUCGCCACCCCAGCAUUCCGCGAUGACCCUCUAUUCGCGUGGAUCUUUUCUGGAGAGCCUGACGUCGAUGCACGGCAAAAACGUCUAGAGGUGUUUUUCAAGCCUGUCGUCAAGUCUGGCCUCGUGUGUGGAGGGUACAUCCUUGAUGCCGACGAUUGGCGUUCCAUGAUGGUGGUAUCAGAGCCGGGGCAGGAUUAUGACGGGCUGUCGACUAUCAUCAAGUGCGGUGGUAUUCCUGCUACCUUGUCUGGUGGAUUACGGCCAACUCUUCGUCUUCUGCUCCAAUAUCUCACACAAGUCGACAAGGUCAAGCUCAAGUGCCUCCCCAAGUCUCAAAUCCGCGAGUGCUUCUACAUUAUUCUCACUGCAACCGAGCCAACUUACCGCAAACAAGGUCUUCUGAGUGCUCAGACCAAACACCUCCAGGAACAUGCCAGGAAGGUGGGCAAGCCCGUGUGGCUGGAAGCAACAUCACGAUACUCGAUGAGCCAGUUCGUCAAGCAUGGAUUCGAGCACAUAGAGGACAUCAGACUCGGAAAGGGCAAGGUCAACGCCCAGGGGAAGAAGGAAAAGGGAGGCGAGGGAGUCUUGAUUGCGUGCAUGAUCUGGUGGCCCGAGGGUGUCAAGGAAGCUAUGAAUGAUAAGAAAGGUCUUCAGAAAAACGGCAAAGAGGCUGAAUAA